Molecule: messenger RNA, 1515 nt
Organism: Pyrenophora tritici-repentis Pt-1C-BFP
Lineage: Eukaryota; Fungi; Ascomycota; Dothideomycetes; Pleosporales; Pleosporaceae
Product: GadB, Glutamate decarboxylase and related PLP-dependent protein
Biological process (GO): carboxylic acid metabolic process
Cellular component (GO): cytoplasm
Molecular function (GO): carboxy-lyase activity; pyridoxal phosphate binding
Source: RefSeq, a predicted model, not a curated record
AUGGAGGCCCCUAAUCAGGCAAGCUUCGACAAGCUUGCUACUGCAAUUGCAAGCAUACACUUCCAGUCACCACCUGAAGAUGUCCUCCCCUCUGCAGCUACGUUGAGCAGUGCCCGCUCCAAGCUCCAGACUCAUCUCCCCACUCAGGGUAUCGGUCUUGAAGAAAGCAUACGACACGUGCAAGAAGAUCUCGCCCCGGCCUUCAACGCCUCUUCUCGCUCCCCAAACUAUUACGGCUUCGUGACUGGUGGUACCACUCCAGCAGCAGCUCUUGCCGAUAAUCUAGUGACAGCCUACGACCAAAAUGUACAAGUUCACUUGCCAAACGAGACGAUUGCUACAGACCUGGAGGAUCGGGCCCUCUCAUUACUCUGCGAGCUUUUGAACUUUGACGCGGCGCAAUGGCCGCAUCGCAUCUUCACUACGGGCGCAACGGCGGCCAACGUGCUAGGUCUGGCUUGCGGCAGAGAGUUUGUGAUUGCUGAAGCGUCAGCGCACCGCACAGAUGCGGAGAAUAGUAUUGGCGAAGUCGGCAUCGUGGAGGCGAUGCGCAAAGCUGGUGUCGACGAGAUUCAGAUCUUGACCACCGUUCCACAUUCGUCGCUGGCUAAAGCGGCGGGAAUUCUGGGCCUCGGACGCACGAGUGUCAAAUGUCUGGGCCGAUCAGAUGCGCCACACAAAUUCGACAUUCAGCUGCUCAAGAAGUCUCUCGAACGGCCACACGCCGCGUCAAUCGUUGCCAUCUCUGCAUCGGAAGUCAACACAGGUGCCUUUGCGACCUCGAGUUUGGAAGAGAUGCAAGAUAUUCGGAAGCUAUGCGAUAUGUACGGUGCAUGGAUACAUGUCGACGGCGCCUUCGGUCUCUUUGGUCGGAUCCUGUCUUCUUCUGUUCACUCUUCCAUCAUCCAAGCUUGCACUGGCUUAGAGCUAGCAGAUUCGAUAACAGGCGACGGACACAAACUUCUCAAUGUGCCUUACGAUUGUGGCUUCUUUCUCUCCAGGCACCGUAACAUUGCUCAACAUGUGUUUCAAAAUCCCAAUGCCGCCUACCUUGCCUCAGGCAAUAGUGCUGAUUCUAUCAUGUCGCCAUUGAAUGUUGGUCUGGAAAACUCAAGACGAUUCAGAGCUCUCCCAGUUUAUGCUAGUUUAGUUGCGUAUGGCAGAGAUGGUUAUCGGGACAUGCUGGAACGACAGAUUCGACUGUCACGCGGAAUCGCGGAGCACAUUCUGGAAAGUAAGGAUUACGAACUAUUGCCUCGCAGCGACGCGUCUAGGGAAGACCUGUUGAGUGGCAUUUACAUCAUCGUACUCUUCCGCGCGAGGGAUGAAGAGCUCAACAAGCAGCUUGUUGACAGAAUCAAGGCAACGCGAAAGAUCUACGUAUCAGGCACUUCAUGGGAAGGAAAGCCAGCAUGCAGAUUCGCUGUAUCGAACUGGAUGACAGAUGUAAUCCGAGAUUUACCAAUAGUCAAACAAGUCUUGCGGGAUGUUGCGUUGGAAAAGAAUGGUAGAUAG